Molecule: messenger RNA, 1707 nt
Organism: Papilio machaon (common yellow swallowtail)
Lineage: Eukaryota; Metazoa; Arthropoda; Insecta; Lepidoptera; Papilionidae
Gene: kdn
Product: probable citrate synthase 2, mitochondrial
Exons: 9
Coding region: 77-1474 (465 amino acids)
Biological process (GO): tricarboxylic acid cycle; citrate metabolic process; carbohydrate metabolic process
Cellular component (GO): mitochondrial matrix
Source: RefSeq, a predicted model, not a curated record
GUAGGCAAGUGUUGCAUGCCAUGAUUUAGUUGUGUGCAGUUGUGUGUCUUGGUAAGAGCUCGGUGAUUUAAAAAAAAUGGCACUCUCCAGGAUAACGUUCACCAAAUUAGCAGAAGUACAGAAAAUAUACCCGACAGCGACUAUCCUGCUAAGGAACUUAAGCGCCGAACAAACAAAUCUAAAGAAUGUACUACAGGAGAAAAUUCCCAAAGAACAAGAAAAAAUCCGCGAAUUCCGCAAACAGCAUGGAUCUUCUAAAGUUGGAGAAGUUACCGUUGACAUGAUGUACGGUGGCAUGCGUGGUAUCAAAGGUCUAGUUUGGGAAACAUCUGUCCUCGAUCCCGACGAGGGCAUUAGAUUUAGAGGAAUGUCUAUCCCGGAAUGCCAACAGAAGUUGCCCAAGGCUAAAGGGGGAGAUGAACCCCUGCCCGAGGGUUUGUUCUGGCUCCUAGUCACCGGAGAUAUACCGACCGAAGCUCAAGUUAACGCAAUCUCCAAGGAAUGGGCACGCAGAGCCGAGCUGCCAGCUCAUGUUGUCACCAUGUUGAACAACAUGCCCAGCAAAUUGCACCCCAUGUCGCAGUUCUCAGCUGCAGUGACAGCCCUGAACAGCGAGUCUACCUUUGCGAAAGCUUACUCUGAGGGUGUACACAAAUCCAAGUAUUGGGAGUACGUAUAUGAAGAUUCGAUGAACUUGAUUGCGAAGUUGCCCGUGAUUGCUGCAACUAUAUAUCGUAAUACAUACCGCGAUGGCAAAGGUAUAGGCGCUAUUGAUGACAACAAGGACUGGUCCGCCAACUACUGCACCAUGCUCGGCUUUGAUGACCCACAGUUCAGUGAACUGAUGAGACUCUACCUCACCAUUCACAGUGACCAUGAAGGAGGCAAUGUUUCAGCGCACACAACACACUUGGUGGGAUCUGCUCUCAGUGACCCCUAUCUAUCCUUCGCCGCGGGUCUCAACGGUCUCGCCGGACCUCUGCACGGAUUGGCUAACCAAGAAGUACUUAUAUGGUUGGAAAAGCUGCGUAAACAAGUCGGUGACAACUUUACUGAGGAACAACUUAAGGAGUUCAUCUGGAAGACACUCAAAUCGGGACAAGUUGUCCCCGGUUACGGUCACGCUGUUCUCAGGAAGACCGAUCCCAGAUACACUUGCCAACGUGAAUUCGCUCUGAAGCAUUUGCCCAAUGAUCCACUCUUCAAGCUGGUGGCCGCUGUGUACAAAGUUGUGCCUCCCAUCCUAACCGAGCUCGGCAAGGUCAAGAACCCAUGGCCCAAUGUUGACUCGCACUCUGGUGUACUAUUACAGUAUUAUGGUCUGAAGGAGAUGAACUACUACACCGUUAUGUUUGGUGUAUCUCGUGCUCUGGGAGUAUUAGCUCAGCUCAUCUGGUCCAGGGCUCUCGGCUUCCCAAUCGAGCGGCCCAAGUCUUUCAGCACCGAACUGCUCAUGAAACAGUUCGGCAAGUAAAUACAACGAUAAAUGUAAGCUUCCACUGUUGCUAAACUUGUAUUGAUACAUCCCAUUCUAAUUGAAGAGACUACAUUUACAAGUCACUGCAGUGGAAUACCACUAUUAUUAUUCACCUAUUCACUUAAUAAUGUAGUGAACGUUUUUGAGAAGCAUGCCAUGGAUACAGACAAAUUUUGAAUUUUUUUUUGUAUAAUUAAAUAAAUUUGUGAGUUUUAACGUUUUAAUUUAAU